This is a messenger RNA of Paramuricea clavata, 1930 nucleotides long. The record is from the annotation of a GenBank genome assembly. Lineage: Eukaryota; Metazoa; Cnidaria; Anthozoa; Malacalcyonacea; Plexauridae.
CCAGGGUUUAUCAAGGUAUAAAAAUACACGUCCUACAACUGUUGAAGAAUUGGGUUCAAUACUUGAUAAAAUGCGGACCCAUAGUAAGACUGUAGAGAGUAACUUAGGUAAGUGGAGAUGAUUCUUAAAAUUUGCAAUUCAUUCAAAUGAUAAGUAUAAUACUGAUUGACUCUAUUCUGAUGAACCUGCAGGAUAACUGGGGAUUGAGAGAGAUACAACUACAUGAAAAAUCCAAACAGAAGUAGUUCACUCUCAAUCCCCAGCUGUCUUGUUAUCAUCACUACCUACCAGGCUACCACUGGAAUACACCGUCGGAGAUGAUAAACUUGCAGCCUUCAUUGAUAUAUACUGCUUCAUUCUGCUUGAUUUUAGAUAAUGUAUUGAACGGACAAAAACGCCCAAAGAACAAGAAAGAAUAUAAAGAAGCCAAGAGAUUGCUUAAUGAGGUUGGUACAAAUAACCAGUGGCGGACACUAGGGGGAGGUUAGGGGAGCAACCCCUCACCCCUCCAAUAAUUUAUUUGAUGUAGCUGAAUAACUGUGUGACAAAACUGUAACAAUUUUCAACCAUGAAAGCAUUGGUAGGCUGUAAACUAAACUACAUAUUGCGUGGAAUUCAAAGAAAAAAAUGUAAAGAACUAUGAUUUCCAGCUUACAAAUGGUGGUUACAUGUUGGCAAACCUCACUACUAUUUAUAGCACCAUAUAGUUGGUUCCACAUCGAUCAAUCUAAUGCCAUUUGUAUCUAUCCAAAUCAAUAAUUAAAUUAUUCGAUUUUUCAAUGAGGCAGCACACUAUACUUGUCACUGAUAAUGUUUGUCCAUAGUUCCGACUCGGUCCAGUCGUUCGCGCGAUCUUUAUAUUGUCGUGAUCUUGACUUUGCGUACACCGCUCGGUGUGCAGGGCGGUUUGGAUGACUUAUAGCUUGCGCUAAAAAAUUCAAUUAGCAAACGUAUUAAACGAACGUCCACUCCAAUUAGCAAACGUAAUAAACGGAAAAUAGACGGAAAGUGUAACGCACGCGUGCUAUAAUCAAGGCCACCUCAGUGCUCGUUCGUGGGCGCGAUAGUAACUCGUAGUUUGUUCUUUCUUUUCUGAUUUUCUCAGUCAUCUAAGCGACGCAGUUUAGUGACUAGAACCCUUUCUGCGUCUACAGAUAUCAACACUUUUUAAACGUUUCGCCCUUGUUCAUUGAUAUACUAUAGUUAUAGAGGUAAAUUCAAUCGAAUGUACAUUAUAGGUUCAGACAAAAUAUAACGAAGUACGAUGUGAGUCCUUACGAUCAACUACGAUGGCUGCUGAUAUCUUACAAAAACCAGGAGUUUCUGCUCCAGCAACACCUGCAGCCAAUACUAGAGAUGUUUUACUCAGUCGAGGAAGAACUCGUGGAACUAAUGGAAUUGCUUCACACAACGGAGCUAAGAAAGAGCUGUCUAAGGAAGUGUAAAGAUUGUAAAACAAUUUCCAAACUAGCGCUUAGACCAUUACUAGAAAUACUGAAGCGUACCAUUUGUACACACAUUGUUUCGACUUCAUCCAAAAGAGAAAAAAAUCAACGCAUAAAGACAAGAUAAAAUUCCAAAGAAAUUAAAGAAAAAAAUCGAGGCUAUGCGUGAAUUUCUGCAGAAUUAAUGGAUCUAUGGCAUUGAUUAAUUAAAAUAUAAACGACUAUAAAUAUAAUAUUUUUGUACUUAUACUAUAUUAAUGUAAAUAGCACGACCUACGGACACACCCUAAAGAUACAAAUUGUACAAAUGUGUCGAGGUUAUUGUCGAGUUAUUCACGAGCUAUAUAGCUUGGAUAUUUCGCUGACAGUGCCUGGAUUUUGAUUAUCUUCAAUACAAGGAGCAAAUGAUUUAUAAAACCAUUCUGCCAUUCUUACGUUCCUCUCGUAGUGGAUGGACAUGAUUUUUCGAACACAGUGAAAACAAG